AUGCCGAUCGACGCCGUCGUCGCCACCGACAACCACAUGAUCUCCGGAGAUUGUAACCACCGAUGUCACCUCUCCUUCGUUGCUUCUCUGGUGAACAGAUGUCACAAACGCUGUCAAACACCAACACCAUCGAGCGCAACUAUCACCGCCGACGUCUACCUUCUACACGUUCUGAUUUGUGUUUGUCUUCUACAUCUGAUCUCCGAUUUGUGUUUGUCUUCAACCUCUGACCUCCGAUAUCUCCAAAACAACCAAAAAUACAUCGUUUUCUCCUUUUUUGCCACUGGCGACCACCUUUUUCCGGCGAAGAUCCACCGCCUACCUCUAGACUUGCUUCCAAUUCCUCCAGAUCUGCUUUCGGUGCUUCCAUAUCUGUUUCCGGUUCCAACGGGUCUGUUUCGUCUCCGACCAUAUCCUGCUACCUUCUUCAUCUCCGCCGUCUCAUCUAUUAGCUAUUAG
Lactuca virosa is the source of this 459-nucleotide messenger RNA. Lineage: Eukaryota; Viridiplantae; Streptophyta; Magnoliopsida; Asterales; Asteraceae. The record is from the annotation of a GenBank genome assembly.